CACGUGCUAUCUCUCCAUACAGGUAACUCCUCUGGUACAGACCAGCCAGGGGACUGCAGCAGAAGAGAACGGGGUGAAGUUGCUGCAGCCAGCCGUGUCGGGUGGUGGCAGCAUUUUCCAAGACCCUGUCAGCUCUGGAGCUCCGAGCAGUGCGCUGGAGAGUUCUGAAGCCAUUCAUUCAACUUCAGCCCAGACACAGCUCAGUGGGUGUGCAUGGCUGGGUAAAACACAAGUACAAAUUGCAUUUGAAAAGUAUUUUCUCGGAUCACCCCACAUAGCUGAGCCGUACCUGAGCCACAGUUGUGUCAGUGGCUUUGAAAUUGUCUUGCAAGGGCUCUGCCCAUACUACCAGGCCCAGGUGCAUUAGCUCGAGCUGAGUCCUCAGGGUGCAUCAGGUCACCAUGCCCCCAUACUGCGAUUUGAUGCCUUCUGCAGUGGAAAAAAAGAGGGAGAAUGGAUCCUGUGCCAAGGCUGAGCCUACAUAUUUCCAGGAAGACUCUCAGAAAGGAAAAGGACAGACUCACGUGACCAUCCCUUGGCAGGGUGGAGAGAGAAGCACAAAGUCUCCUCAAGGCUGCCCGGCCACGGUCUCGCCAUGGAUGUAUUGCUUGCUGAUUCUGAGUGUGGCUCUCAAUCUCUGUCUUGCAAUUCCCCUCAUCGCACGCUCGGCAAAGAGGCCUGAACAGCAUCCAGCUGCUCCUGCCAUCCCCGUGCUGUCCUGUCCUGCUGGCUGGAUCGAGUACCUGGGGAGAUGUUACUAUUUCUCCGAGGCCAAGGGGAGCUGGGACUCCAGCCAGAGCAACUGCUCUUCUCUCGGUGCCUCCCUGGCCAGGAUUGACAAUGAGAAGGAAAUGGCCUUUCUAAUGCGCUAUAAAGGACGCUCAGCCUCCUGGAUUGGCCUCCGGAGGGACUCAGGCCAGCCCUGGCAAUGGGCCGAUGGCACCAACUUCACUCACUGGUUUCCGAUACUGGGCCAAGGACUCUGCGCUUACAUGAAUGGCAAUAAUCUUGCCAGCUCCAGCUGCACCAAGCAAGGACUCUGGCUCUGCAGCAGACCAGCCAAGGAACCCAAAUGCAAAGCGAGUGAUUGACACAGGCCUGCCACCCCACUCCUCUUCCUGGCUCUUGAACCCUUCAAAGAGAGGCUGCCUCGAGCACUUUGGGCCCUUAUACACAUACUUGGCAUUUAGUUUUUAACAAUGUUCCUGGUUUAAUUUUUCUUUCUUAGCUUAAGGCAGCUAAAUAAAUAACAUGGAUGUGAUUUACCACA
This is a messenger RNA of Alligator sinensis (Chinese alligator), 1270 nucleotides long. RefSeq names its product C-type lectin domain family 2 member D-like. The coding region runs from base 402 to 1091 and encodes 229 amino acids. Lineage: Eukaryota; Metazoa; Chordata; Crocodylia; Alligatoridae. The transcript is spliced from 5 exons. The record is from RefSeq and is a predicted model, not a curated record.